AUGAGGCUCUGUGCCUGGGCUGCAGCUUGGUGUCCGCCGCUUGUCGUGGUUCUUCUGACUGUCCUCCAUGUCAAAGCCGAACAGCAUCAACCCAGGGAGAGACAUUAUUAUAUUGCUGCCGUUGAGAUAGAUUGGAACUACUCUGGGAAUAACACAGACAGGUUUGGUACCACUUACAAGAAAGUGGUCUUUCGGGAGUAUGAGAAAGACUUCAGACAAGCUAAGACUCAUCCCUCCUGGUUAGGGCUACUGGGGCCCACACUGAGGGCAGAGGAGGGGGAGACGAUUGUCGUCACUUUCCGAAACAUGGCGACUGGACCGCAUAGCAUCCACCCGCAUGGGGUUGCUUACGGGAAACAGUCUGAGGGAGCCAACUACUUUGACAACACAUCGCAGAAAGAGAAAGAGGAUGACAUAGUGCAGCCUGACAGUGAACACAUUUACUACUGGGAGGUGACAUCAGAUGUUUCUCCACAGCCAAACGACCCUACCUGUCUCACCUAUACCUAUAUUUCCCACCAAAAUGUUGUCGAGGACUUCAACUCAGGCCUUAUCGGUACUUUGCUCAUCUGCAAGCCUGGCAGCCUGGAUGAGUCAGGAAAACAGGUUGGCGUCCACCACGAAUAUGUAUUCCUCUUUGGUGUUUUUGAUGAGAAAGAGAGCAAGUACAAACCAAACAGCCAUGCUGCAGACAACCAUGUAAAAUACACCAUCAAUGGAUUCACAAAGGGAUCGCUACCCGAUGUCAGUAUGUGUGCCUAUGCCUCAGUCAACCUGCAUCUGGUGGGUAUGAGCUCAGAGCCUGAGGUAUUCUCAGUGCAUAUGAAUGGACAGGUGUUGCAGCAGAAUGGACAUAAAGUGUCAUCUGUGGGCCUGAUCAGUGGCUCCUCGGCAACUGCCAGCAUGGUGCCUCUUCACACAGGCCAGUGGCUGCUCUCCUCACACACUGUCAGGCACAUGGAAGCUGGAAUGCACGGUUUUUUUGAUGUGAAAAAGUGUGAUGACUUUGAAGCACCCCGACGAAGGAUGACCAUUGAACAAAAACGACACAGCAGGGAGUGGAUAUACUACAUAGCUGCUGAGGAAAUUGUCUGGGAUUAUGCACCUAAUAUGCAUGAAAACAUUGACGGGGACUUCAAUCUACAGUACCUGAGACAGUCAUCAACACGUAUAGGUGGGAAAUAUAAGAAGGCAGUCUACACACUGUACAAAAAUGAGUCAUUCACUGAAAGGCUGGAGACCAAGCAAAGGAAAAAUGAGCUUGGGAUCUUGGGCCCAGUGAUCAGAGCGCAAAUCAGAGAUGUCAUCAAGAUUGUUUUUAAGAACAAGGCCUCAAGGCCCUACAGCAUUUAUCCACAUGGACUGACAAUAGAGAAAUCAGAAGAGGGUGUCAACUACCCGGCAGGAAGCAACCAGUCCCAUGGUGUUCAGCCAGGUGAGACACACACUUAUCUAUGGAAAGUCUUCGAAGAGGACGAGCCUUUGGACAGUGACUCUCGAUGUCUGACACGACUGUAUCACAGUGCAGUGGACACACCACGUGAUAUCGCCUCAGGACUAGUAGGACCAAUACUCAUUUGCAAGAGUCAGUCUCUCAAUGUCAGGAAUGUGCAGCUGAAAGCAGAUAAGGAGCAGCAUGCCAUGUUUGCUGUGUUCGAUGAGAACAAGAGCUGGUACCUGGAUGACAACAUUCGCCAAUAUUGUGAUCGAUCUAAAGUUAACAAGGCAGACCCAGAUUUUUAUAAAUCCAACAUCAUGCACACAAUUAAUGGUUAUGUGUUUGAGAGUGGCCCAGCCUUGGGUUUCUGCAAUGGUGAGGUUGCAACAUGGCACGUGUCCAGCUUUGGAGCACAGAACUACAUCCAGACAGCUACAUUCUAUGGCCAUACUUUUGAGCUGAAUGAGCGAACAGAGGACUUUCUCAGCCUCUAUCCUAUGACUGGAGAGACCAUCAAUAUGAACAUGGACAACAUUGGUUUCUGGCUCUUGGCCUCCCUGAAUUCCCAUGAUACAACCAAAGGAAUGCGCGUAAAGUUUCAGGAUGUUGAGUGCUAUCGUGACUUCCAGUAUGAAUACAAUGACUAUGAAGAUCCAGCAGCAAACAAACAAUUUACUGUGUGGAAGCCUCUAAGCUUGGAUGAAGUCAAAAAGAAAGAACCGAAGCCUAAUGAUGUAGAGGAAAAAAAACCAGAAAUAGAUCUUUACACAGACAUGUUUGCAGAAAAAUUGGGUCUCAGGUCUCUGAACAACCAGUCUAGUAGCUCAGAUGUGGACCUGCUGGACCUGUCUUUCCUCGACUACGAUGCUAUUGAUGUGCCUGACGGAGGUACAAAUAUAACAAAUAUUAGUCUUAAUUUCACAGAGACAAAGAACAAAAAGGAGAUUUCUAUUCCAAAGCCAAACGGACUAAAUGAAGAAUUAUUCCCAAAUUGGAAAGAGGUGGAUGGACUAAACCUUACAGCAGUUAAUCUGCUAACACAAAACAUCAAAGUCAACUCAGCACAUAUGAAGAACAAUGGUCUGUCAUCAACUACUGACAAUUCUAGAGUGUAUAAAACAGAGAACAGAACUGAUUUUUAUAGCCCAAACAUAAAAAAGAAUAAUAGUUUCACUACAAAUAGCAGGGCUUUUGAAGAUGUCUCAAAUCAUGAUAAUGUAGCAGUGUCUGACACAAAGAACACAACAGUUCAUAAUGCUACAGCAUUAUCAGUGGCUGGAAAUCUGUCUAUAGAGAUUACUAAUUUUAAAGAAACAUCACAAGGAAUUGAUCCAUUGUUGACUGGUGAUACUCAGACUUCCAUGAACAUGACCUUGACAGAGGACACAGAGGAAAGACUCACCAGAGGGGAUGUGUUCUCUUACUCUGUGCCUCUAUCCAGUCUCCACAGUACACCAGAGGGCAGUGUCGCUUCUCUGUCGCAUAGUACAAAAAAGGAAGAUGAGAAUAACACAGCAACUAGCCAUGUUAAUGAUACAGCAGAUGGAAUGAACUGUUCAUUGUCUAUUCCAGAUGCUAAUGUAGGAUUGGGUGACAUCAGCUGCAUAGACAGAUGCAAUCUGACCAUCUCAGACAACAAAACCAGUGACUCUUUGAUCACCACAGCAGAGCCAGAGAAUGGACCUCAGAUGAAUACCUCUAAAACUGUCACUAUUCCAGCCAAUGCUAGUCUUGAAAAUGUAACUAAUACUUUGCUUGAAACCGGACCCACAGCGAAUAUAUCAAUAAUCAGUUCAUCUGAGGAGAUUAGCUCGGAGAGUAGAGAGAAUGUCACAGCUCCUCCCUUCGCUGAAACUGUCUCCAGAGAAACGAUGAUUUCACAUAACCUGUCCCUCUCCAGCAAUGCAGUAACAAAGAGCAAUUCUGAGGAGCUGAGUGCAUCAGACAGUGAAGAAGUAUUUAUCUACCUUAAAGAAAACAAUACAAAUUUGAUUAAAACCACCUCUGUCAAAAUACAGGGGCAUAACUGGACUUAUGAGGAAACUCACAAAAUAGUUCCUAUGGAUAUUCCUGAUUACAUGAUGAAAUAUUUUGGGAAAGAGACACCUAAAACAACGGCAACCCCAAAAAAGGUCAGGAAGGUGAACCGCCGACAAAGACCCCAGACGGGUCAAGGCAUGAAAACAAGGAAGAGGAAAGAAUACAAGCCUCAGCCCAGGACUGGCUUACCACUGUCUCCUCGUGGAUUCAGUCCAGGCCUGACCCCACGUGGAUCACGACCCCAUGUACCACAACCUGUUGCUGAUGAGGAGGCGCUCAUUAACAAGCCUGUGGUUAUUGGUGUGCCACGGCCCGAUUUCAGUGACUACGAGCUGUAUGUUCCAGGGGAUGAACCAUAUCAUCUAGAACUGGAUGAGCAAAAUGUAAAAGCAGAUGAGUAUGAGUAUGUGAGCUACAAAGACCCCUACAGCAGUCACGAAGACAUCAAGACUCUCACCCUGGAUGAGACCACUAAAUACUACUUAAAAUUUGGAGGCCCAAAUGCCAGAACUUAUUUCAUUGCUGCAGAGGAGGUUGAGUGGGACUAUGCUGGCUAUGGACAGAGGAGGCAAGAAAAGUCAUAUCAAAACAGCAGGGAAACAAAGUUCACCAAGGUGGUUUUUCGAAGUUACCUGGACAGUGGCUUCAGCACACCAGAAAUCCGUGGAGAGACAGACGAGCAUCUAGGCAUCCUGGGACCAGUCAUCAAGGCAGAGGUUGGACAAAGCAUCAUGGUUGUCUUCAGGAACAACGCCAACCGUCCAUACUCCAUACACCCAAAUGGGGUUUCCUAUACCAAGCAGACUGAAGGUCUAUCUUACGAGGAUGGAUCUAAGUACUGGUAUAAAUAUGACAAUGAGGUUCAACCUGGUACUACCUUCACAUAUAUCUGGAAGGUCCAUUCUAUGGUUGGGCCAACAAAAGAUGAGUCUCACUGUCGGACCUGGGCCUACUAUUCAGGAGUUAAUCCUGAAAGGGAUAUGCACUCUGGCUUGAUUGGGCCUUUGCUGGUAUGUCGAGAAGGCACAUUGGACAGAGAGUUACCAAACACAAUGGAGUUCACACUGCUUUUCAUGACCUUUGAUGAGUCACAGAGCUGGUACUAUGAGAAGAACCAUGAGAUCAUACAGAGGAAAAACCGAAGGAGGGUUCUAGACCCCAACUUUAAGGAGAACCUCAAAUUCCAUUCUAUCAAUGGCAUUAUAUACAACUUGAAGGGCCUCAGGAUGUACACCAACCAGCUUGUGUGCUGGCACCUGAUAAACCUGGGUUCUCCCAGAGACUUUCAGAGUGUCCACUUUCAUGGACAGACGUUCCUCCAUAAGAAGACCACCAGCUUCAGACAGGCGGUCUACACACUCCUGCCUGGGAACUUUGCUACUCUGGAGAUGUAUCCAUCCAAACCUGGCCUGUGGCAGCUCGAGACAGAAAUUGGUUUCAACCAACAGAAUGGCAUGCAGACCCUCUUUCUGGUUCUAGAUAAUGACUGCUACCGUCCUCUGGGCCUACAAUCAGGCAGUGUAAAAAACGAUCAGAUGACGGCAAUCAACACUAGAGGAUACUGGGCGCCCCAUCUUGCCAGACUGAACAAUCAGGGCAAAUACAAUGCAUGGAGCACAGAGCAGAACUCCAGCUGGAUUCAGGUGGAUUUCCAGAGACCAGUUGUGAUCAGCCAGGUGGCCACCCAGGGAGCAAGGCAGCUGUUCCAUUCCCAGUAUGUGAUCAAGUACUCUAUCUCCUACAGCACUGAUCGACGGAAGUGGAUUUUCUAUAAGGGCGACAGCAGAGAACUCAGGAAGGUAUUCACUGGUAACCAGGAUGCCUAUGAGACAAAAACAAAUACCUUUUUUCCUCCUGUGGUUGGGCGCUUUAUCAGGCUCCAUCCUAUCAACUGGUACAAUAAGGCCACAGUCCGCAUGGAGUUUUACGGCUGUGAGCUUGAUGGCUGCUCAGUGCCUUUGGGGAUGGAGAGUGGACUGAUAGAAGAUCAUCGCAUCACCGCCAGCUCCAGAGCUUCCAGCUGGUACUGGGGCCCUUGGAAACCCUCCCUUGCACGCCUCAACAAACAAGGCACAGUCAAUGCAUGGCAGGCUCAGCAUAGUGACAUGAACCAGUGGCUUCAGGUGGAGCUGCCCCAAAUUAAAAAGAUCACAGGUAUCAUAACACAAGGAGCCAAGUCUCUGGGGAAAGAGAUGUAUGUCAUCUCCUACACGCUGCAGUACAGCAACAACGGGAUAACCUGGAACCAGUACACAGAUGAUGAGGACAUCCCUUCCAAGACUUUUUUGGGAAAUGCCAAUAACAAUGACCAUGUGAAGAACUACAUCUACCCUCCUAUAUUUUCCCGCUUCAUCCGAAUCAUCCCCAGAAGCUGGAUGGGCUCCAUCACCAUGAGAAUAGAACUACUGGGCUGUGACUUUGAGUGAUACACCUUGACACACAUGCAUAUACAUGCACAAACGCAUAUACACACACACACAUACAUUCACAUCUACAUUGAAAUACACACACUUAAAUGCCCAAACAUAUGCACAUCCACUUCUACAUGUAUGGUCAUGUAUGGAGAAUGCUACAUACAUGAAUACAUUAAAUCACAUUUUUUGCUUGCAGGGAAAAGCAAUCACUUUUCUUACAUAUGAAUGACAUACAGCCUGUGAUACUCAACCACUACAUAAAUUAGAGCUCCUGACACGGUGAAACUGUAGUUUCUUUCUAGGCAGAUUGCAAAAAUGCAAAAAAGUUAUACAGCCUUUUAGAAAUGAAUAUGAACGUAUAUAAAAAGUGUUUUCUUUUACAAAUAUAUGCCCAGUUAAAUUUAGUUUAAAAACUUGGUUAGAGUAAGUGCAAUGUGAGUAACUGUAACCCUUUUGCCAAGAGUUUUGUGUUUGUGAAAUAUUAGUGGCAUUUUUAAGCUGAUAUAUAGCAUUUUCUUCAUUGUAAAUUAAUAAAAAUGAAUGUAAAUAUGUAAGUAGAGGUGACAUAAUUUAUUUUCAGUAAACAUGAUUACCAUUCUUGUU
This is a messenger RNA of Scatophagus argus, 6495 nucleotides long. RefSeq names its product coagulation factor V (gene f5). NCBI's taxonomy places the organism in Eukaryota, Metazoa, Chordata, Actinopteri, Scatophagidae. Gene Ontology annotation, molecular function: copper ion binding; oxidoreductase activity. The record is from RefSeq and is a predicted model, not a curated record. The transcript is spliced from 25 exons. Bases 1 to 5904 code for a protein of 1967 amino acids.